Molecule: messenger RNA, 1575 nt
Organism: Stereum hirsutum FP-91666 SS1
Lineage: Eukaryota; Fungi; Basidiomycota; Agaricomycetes; Russulales; Stereaceae
Product: Aldo/keto reductase
Exons: 10
Coding region: 536-1501 (321 amino acids)
Source: RefSeq, a predicted model, not a curated record
GUGACGGUCACGACCUACCAUGCUCCGCUGCUAGUCCACCACGGAUCUGUGUCGUAGACUCAUGGCUCAAUUAUCGUGAAAUUACUACUCUAGCUGGUCAUACUACACUGCAAAUUCAGUGAUGGCUCCCGGGCCCUCCUGGUAAGUCGUCAGGUGCAGUGGGACGGAACCCAGUGGGUGCUCGUGGGAUACUCAGGCUCUCUUCCUUGUUUCCGCCUCCACGGCAUCUCGCCCGAGUUGUACUUCUCAUCUAUGAAAAGACAGUAUCCACCUCUCAUCCGGAUAGGUUGAAAACCCUUUCUCUGCUGCCAGCAACGAGCUGCAGGACUGAGAACCAACAGCCAUGUCGCACAUCCCCAAACCUCUCGCGCCACCCUCAAAGCUUGCACAUUACCGCACUCUCUCCCCGCUAUGCGGGCUGAGGGUAUCCCCCUUGCAACUAGGCGCAAUGAGUCUCGGAGACAAGUGGGCAUCCAGAGGAAUGGGUGCUAUGGACAAGUAGUUGAGUUUCAACUUACUGGAUAGGUUUUAUGAGAUGGGAGGCAACUUCAUCGACACAGCGAAUAGCUACCAGGACGAAUCGUCCGAGGAAUUUAUAGGUGAAUGGAUGGAUACGAGGAAGAAUAGGGACCAAAUGGUCGUCGCCACAAAAUACACGUCUAACUACAAACGUGCUUCCGAGGAACACAAGCAGAAGAUCACUUUCGUAGGAAACAAUGUCAAGUCUAUGCACAUCUCAGUAGAAGCCUCGCUCAAGAAGCUCCGAACGGACUACAUCGAUAUUUUAUACUUGCACUGGUGGGAUUGGGCUUGCGGUGUAGAAGAAGUCAUGAAUGGGUUGCAUAAUUUGGUGGCAGCCGGAAAGGUUUUGUAUCUCGGCGUCUCUGAUACGCCCGCCUGGGUUGUUUCUCAAGCCAACCAGUACGCCAAAGACCAUGGGAAGACUCCCUUCGUCAUAUACCAAGGUCAAUGGAAUGUAAUGGAACGAUCAUUCGAGAGAGACAUCAUUCCGAUGGCUAGGACUCUUGGUCUCGCUCUUGCUCCAUGGGAUGUUCUCGCAUCAGGUAAACUACGGUCGAACGCAGAAGAAGCUCGUCGCAGAGAGACUGGAGAGAAAGGAAGGACAAUCUUCACAUCGAACUGGGAGAGGACAGCGGAGGAGAAGAAGGUAUGUGAUGUGCUGGAGGAGACUGCGGCCGAGGUUGGCUUAGGAGAUAAUGUCCAAGCUGUUGCCAUAGCGUACCUGAUGCAUAAGACACCAUUCGUCUUUCCGAUCCUCGGGGGUCGAAAAGUAGAACAUCUCGAAGCAAACGUCAAGGCACUCGACAUUACUCUCAGCGCUGAGCAAAUCAAUAAAAUUGAGAGUGUGCUCAAUUUUGACAAAGGGUUUCCUCACGGGAUGGUCGGUGAUGGCACCACUCCAAGCUGGAUAUUGCAAAGCCAGGCGAUGUCGACGAUUGAGUUGUGGCCUCUUAGACCCGUGAUCAAGCCUUCACUCUAAGGGUAACUGGUAGUGUAGUUCGCUUGCACGAUGUCUAGCUGUUGUCGAUGGAAUAUGUACGAUAUGGAACCUAG